Molecule: messenger RNA, 2445 nt
Organism: Daldinia caldariorum
Lineage: Eukaryota; Fungi; Ascomycota; Sordariomycetes; Xylariales; Hypoxylaceae
Exons: 7
Source: RefSeq, a predicted model, not a curated record
CUUAUCACUUAAUACACGCCAGAAAAGGCUCACAGCUCUAAUAACAACUAUUUAUACAGACAUCUAGAUAAACUAAUUCGUUUAUUGACAAAUAUCACACUCCCAAUCAGAUUCGUCGUAUUUAUCUUCCCGAUGGGGAUUUCCGCCGUAUAGAAUCAAAAACCCUGGCCGAGAUCGAGUCGAUUCAUUACCUGUCCAAUAUAGAUCUAAUGAAUUCAUCACAAUCAUCUCCUAGGAUUUCCUUCGUGACCUGGAUUAUUUCACUUGAUAGUAGAACUGCAAGUAAUAAGGUUUAAAGGGGGAGGGCAUAGGAAAAGUUCCCCCGCCUGGUAUAACGAGGUCACGUUAAAUAAUAGCCUCCCCAAUAUCAUCAUCCAUUAACUUAUCAGCAUGUCAUAGGGCGAGCAUGAUGCCUGUUGAAUCGAAGUCCUUUUGCUUGAAAUUUGAAUUACGAGAGCUGAGCUGCAGAUGACUCCGCCAUGCGUGGUGGCGUUCUCCAAAAGGAUCAAGCCUGAGUUCCGGAAUGUUCGUCCAGACUCAGCCGCACAAGAUGGACGAAAAGCUCAGGUGAUAUCUGGUUAUCCUCUGUAACCCAAAGUAAUAUCCAGUCAGUAGUCUCUUCGACCUACUCCUUCAAAGUUCAAAGUGUCUCCUCAUCGAUUGAACAAAUAAUUUCGGCAAUUAUGGCAAAGCUCAAGCUUGGGCUUAUCCAAGAAUAUCGGGAGAGGCAUUUAAUGCCACCUUUUGAAUUCAAGCCCGUUAGUGUCAAGGUUAUUGAAAUAGAGGAUUUCGAGGCAGAGAAGCCCAUCAUACGUUCGUUUAUAAUCCGCCCAGACGAACUUGAAAGCUGGCUGGACCGAAUAACUAUUAGGAAUCCCCACGGCCGCCAGAGACCUAAGUUUCGUAUCAUCCUUGGGUAUGGGGGACAAGGGGCAAAGUACGAAUAUUUGAUGCCCAGUAACGAGUAUGCCAAUGGAAAUUUAACCAGAGAGUCAAUGACUGCACUCCCUUUCUCUAAAGAACAUUGUCAACUAUUAAGCGAAAGGCUUGGGGUACCAAACAUUGUAUCACUGUUGCCGUCGCGAAAAGCCUCCGCGUUAGUGGGCCAUUUUCAACUGGUACAGCUUCCGUGUCAAGGAGAAAAUUCAAUAUACGGUUUGACUUUGAAUGCAUUUACUAGCUUGCUUAUCGGCGUUAAAGUUGGUAUUUCGAUGUCAUACUGUCCUUCUACGGGUGUCACGAACGCGGUGUUAAUGAGAAGCGGCCCUCAGAAUGGAUUCGCCUGGUUAGAACAGGACUUGGAACAACUAGCUUCUUUAGCCGACAACCCUUUCCUCAUCCCCAUCUUGGUAUGUCAGCAUCUCACCGAAGCGUUUUGUUCUUUUGUGGACGAUAAUUACGACCGAUUGCACCAAGUAGAGUUCGGAAGUGGCCAAACGGGCAUCACGAUGAUUGGAGAGAACGGAACGCCAAUUUCACGGGGUAACUGUGAAAACCCUAAUCUCUCAGUUACUGUCCUUGGAGUUGCCCAACAUUCGCUUGCUGUUGAAGCUUAUGUCAGAGGUCAAUUGUUAACUGUAGACCUCAUCAAAGACGAACUAUUAGCAUUCCCAUGGCAACAGGCUCUAUCUACGGAUAAGCGCCGUGUACAGGAGCAAAAUGCGCUUCUCCUGAAACAGCUUGAUUUUAUCAAUCGGACACUCAAGAUCGCUCUUAUUCGCAUUGACCACCUAAAGCAGCGGACGACUGUGCAAGCAACUGCUAUCGCUAAUUUAUUAGCUCAACGCAACAAUGAGACAAAUCGCAGGUUGGCCGAGUCAAGCACGAGCAUAGCUCAUGAUACUAGGCGAGAUAGUCUGGCUAUGAAGUCUAUAGCGAUCUUAACAAUGAUAUUUCUCCCGGCGACGUUUACAGCUACGUAUUUUACUACGCCUGCUAUAGCGGCCUUAGAUCCCUCGCAAAGUCUCUACUGGAUCGUUACAAUACCCCUAACCCUUAUCGUCGUAACCUUGUGGGUUUUCUCAUUCUAUUUCCUAACGAGGGAUAAACCCCGAUACCGACGCAAAGAUGGCCUAGAGUAACCUGCGCACUGGUUAGUUCUAUGUGGUGUUUCCAUAUUACAGGUUGCUGUUGUUUAACAAUAGUCUUUAUUAUCUUAUGAAAGAACUUCGACAAAGAAAGUCAUAGCUACCACCGAGAUACUUAAGGACAAGCCACGCCUCAUUCACUUACUUCAAUAUUCAGUCAUACACUAUAGUUGGUACCAUACGCAGUCUUGACUUUCUUCGUAGAUUGGUUUUCUUGUGUUACUGGAACCAGUCUGGUAGAGUGACAAAGGGGAAGUUCACAAAGAGCCGGGAAACAUAAUGCAUUAUUUCGCUUUCAACAUCAGAGUCGCCGUGGCUAUAAGAUUGUCUUGUAAAAUGAUAUUUAUAUUCCUUGUUG